This is a messenger RNA of Truncatella angustata, 690 nucleotides long. Its product is annotated as dehydrase and lipid transport-domain-containing protein. Lineage: Eukaryota; Fungi; Ascomycota; Sordariomycetes; Amphisphaeriales; Sporocadaceae. The transcript has a single exon. Gene Ontology annotation, biological process: ubiquinone biosynthetic process; cellular respiration. Gene Ontology annotation, molecular function: ubiquinone binding. The coding region runs from base 1 to 690 and encodes 229 amino acids. Gene Ontology annotation, cellular component: mitochondrion. The record is from RefSeq and is a predicted model, not a curated record.
AUGGCGACCAAGUCAGCAGCCCGUCUUGCGCCCCGAGCCAUUGCGCGGACAUCGCCCUUCGCCCACCCGCAACAGCCGAGACGUACAUUCUUCAGCCUCCCCUCCACCGAACCCCAGACCCUGACCGCCCACCGCACCCUCCCCUACGCCGCCCCGGCCCUCUACGAGAUCAUCGCUGACAUCGACUCCUACUCGCGCUUCCUGCCGUACUGCGCCGUCUCGCGGGUGACCUCGUGGUCCGAGCCUUACCCGCCACAGAAAGAGCGCCGGUACCCGAGCGCCGGCACCCUGACGGCCGGCUGGAGUGGGCUGCAGGAGACCUACUCGAGUCGCGUCUUCUGCGUCCCGAGCCUGGGCAUCGUGGAGGCCAUCUCGGGGGAUGCCGUGGCCUCGAUUCCAGCCUCGGAACUGCACAAGUAUGGCCUGAGGGAUCCGGGCCCGGGGACGUCGAGCGGCGCGGGCGGUGCGCAGGAGGGUACGUUCAAGAGCCUGGUCACCCGGUGGACGGUACGCCCGCUCGAGCAGAAGAGGGCAGACGGACAAGAGUGGAGUCAGGUUGAUCUGAGCAUACGCUUCCAGUUCGUGAACCCAUUGUUCGCCGCUGUGAGCUCGGCUGUUGCAGACAAGGUUGCGCCUAUCAUGGUCGACGCCUUCGAGAAAGAGGCCCGAAGAGUUCUGGGGCCGAAGUAG